Molecule: messenger RNA, 1086 nt
Organism: Serendipita indica DSM 11827
Lineage: Eukaryota; Fungi; Basidiomycota; Agaricomycetes; Sebacinales; Serendipitaceae
Source: the annotation of a GenBank genome assembly
AUGGCAGUCAGUGGCAUCUUCAAGUACACGAAAGAUCAUCCAAAGGCAGCCAUUCCGGAGACGUAUAUGACCUCGGAGCUCGCGGAGAUUAACGACGGCCGUGGACAUUACUUGAUUGGCACCUGUGCUACGGAGAAGACGAUGACGCUCAUCGGUCACCUUUGCGACCACAUUUUGAACAAGCACUUUGACUACCGACCAAUCCCGGCUGAGCCAUCCACAGCCCAAGAGACUGUCAACGUCCUUGGAGCCGAACUCUACUUUCGACCCGGCCUUAUAACAUCUCUGCUAGAGUCAGGUCUUCUCUAUAAUACAGAUUCGACCAUACUUGGGUCAAUGAACACGGCAAGGAUAUCUAGAAGGAGUCCCACAUGCGAUAAAGAGGAGCAGGAUACGCUACAAGCCUCAAAUGGUCGAUAUGCAUCACCCUGGAGCCAUGAAUCAUCCAUAUCAAUGGAUCUAAUGAUCACGAUAUCCCAAUGUGCAUCGCCGCGUCUAAGCAGCAGUCGAUCAAUAUCUCCAUGGAGUCAUGAAGAAAUGCUGGAAGAAGACGACAGAAUGCAUAUUUCCCUUCCCGUUCCCAACCGACAGCAUCCCCCAUCGACACCUCUCACAGCGUGCAACUUGAGGUCCAUUUCAUUCGACGAGAGCGAGAACCUAUCUCUCCUCUUCAGUUCCCAGCAGGAAUAUAGACAGUCGAGACCACGUCAAGAACAGGCUCCGUCGGUGGAAAUGAACAGUGUCGAUGAUACCAAGAUACCAUCAAGGUCUACGACACUACGCAAACCCCGAAGUAAAGCGAUCAGUCCUCAACAAUCUCUCCAAACCAGUCCAAACAAACGUGCGCGAGAAGAGGUGGACGAAAAUGACACUCCGCGAAAGCGCAGAUCACGAGAAAAUUCAUCUAUUAACACCUCUACAAUUGAACCAAAGCCCCCACGGCUAAUCCGAGCGGAGCACUUUGGGAAUACGCGAUUCAAAUGUCGCCUCUGUCCAUUCUCCUACCGUGAUAAACAAGGACUCAGCCGUCACUGGCGGACUCAUGCGCUCGACGAAUUUGCAUGCCCUGUGGCGACAUCCUCAUGA